Molecule: messenger RNA, 2959 nt
Organism: Nylanderia fulva
Lineage: Eukaryota; Metazoa; Arthropoda; Insecta; Hymenoptera; Formicidae
Product: carcinine transporter-like
Biological process (GO): transmembrane transport
Cellular component (GO): membrane
Molecular function (GO): transmembrane transporter activity
Source: RefSeq, a predicted model, not a curated record
CUUAGUUUAAAAAAAUGAUUAACGUACUCAACCCUAGAAAUAACCAAAUGCAAUCUAUAACAAAUGCUGCAUUUUUUAAUGUUUGCUAAUAUAGUAAAAUUAUUUACCGAUAAUUUGUCAAAUUUGUCUCACUUGUAUGGUUUCUAAAUUCUGAAUUUUCCGGAGAAACUUUGCAUAUUUAUUUCAUUAUCGAUCUUCGAGUCACUGAGUUAUGAUAGACGGAGUUUACAAUUAUGUAAGAAAUAUUUGAUAUAUAUCGACAUUCUAGAAAAAUAACAAAAUAACUAACCGUUAUUUUAGCUCCGAAUUUUUAUUCAACAUUCAACAUUCGUUUCGAGACAUUCAUUUGCAUUCCGAUAAACUAAUAAUACAAUUUAAGAAACGUGUGGUAAAUAUUGUUCAUGUUGGUCUUUUUUUAUUUUCUCUAACAAUUGAUUUUCUCUAACUUCUUUUAUUUCUCACUACUCUUUUCUUUUGUGCUCGAAAUAUUCUCGAUGUGUGAUCUUAAUAUACGAGUAUGAGAUACGUCACGAUAAUAUAUCGCAUUCCAUGCCGAGCUCGUAUAUCAACCGUUCUCAAUCGCGUUUCUUCUUCAUACAAUAAUUUGCGUUCCUUAACAGAACUUCUUCAUUGUCCUCGUAGUCGCGAUCAAUGUACUACCGGACAUCGGUAUCGAAUCGUUAAAUUGGUGGAGUAAUAUCGUAACGUUUACGAUUGCCGCCUUAUCAGUAUUGAUAAUUAAUUUACAGUGUCUGGGGUUCGUUCGUGCUUAGUAAGGUUUUUCAACGGUAUCUUUUGUUGUAACGCAAUCUUAUUUUUCUAACGCGAGAUUUAAACUUUGAACUUUGCGACGUGAUGCGACACGGUGAUAUAAAUAAAAAAUUAAAUAUCUGACACGUGCGUAAUUAUAGUGAAGUAAAAGGAUAAAAAUAACGAUGAAAAACUCGAAUGGCGUGAAAAACCCCGUGGACGGAACAGAUCCGAACGAGACUACCACGUUAAGACUGAAGUUGGAGACCUUCGACGAUAUCUUGCCACACGUCGGUGACUUCGGCAGAUAUCAGUGGCUGCUUUUAGUGGCUUUGCUUCCCUACAGCAUGGCAUAUGCUACUCUAUACUUUUCGCAGUUCUUCCUCACUUUGGUACCGCACGAGCACUGGUGCAAGAUAGAGGAAUUGGUUUCUUCGAACUUUACGCAGGAAGAAAGAGUGGAGCUCAGCAUACCGAAGUCUCCGGAUUAUCCGUAUUACGAUCAAUGUCAUCGACGGGAUGUGGAUUUUUUCCCCAUUCUAAAUCACAAGGAUGUACGCUCAAUCGAAUGGGAGACGAACAACACUGUAAACUGCAAUCAAUGGGAAUACAAUUUCACGGAGAUUCCGUACGCCAGCAUAGCGGCUGAGCUAGAUUGGGUAUGUGACCGGGAAUAUCUCAUCUCGACGGCACAGUCGAUCUUCUUCUGCGGCUCCAUCGUCGGCGGUUUCCUCUUCGGAUGGAUCGCCGAUCACAGAGGGCGGAUUCCCGCCCUGAUGCUGUGCAACGGCGUCGCUCUUCUGGCGUCGAUCGCGACCGCGAGCUGCAACACCUUCUGGUCCUUCGCCGUCUGCAGAUUUCUCACCGGUCUGGCUUUCGACAAUUGCAUCAACAUCCCGUUAAUUAUCGUGGUCGAGUACAUGGCUGUGAACAGACGAACCCUGGUCGUUAAUGUCGCCUUUGGUUUAUAUUUCGCUGUUGGAAGCACAGUUCUACCGUGGAUCGCAUAUUACGUCGCGAAUUGGAGAUUCUUCGCUUAUGUCAGCGCGGUGCCAAUGAUGAGUGUCUUUAUCACACCUUGGAUUCUUCCUGAAAGUGCUCGAUGGUUCAUCGCUAAUGGCAGAAUGGACAAAGUGGUGCAGAAGUUGCGGCAUAUAGCCAGGGUUAACAAGAAGAACCCCGAUACACGCGUCUAUGAAAUCUUCGUCAGGAACUUGACAGCGGCCGAGAAUCAAACAGAAAGCGCGACCAUAUUCGAUCUGAUGAAAUCACCGCGUUUAGCGAGGAUCACAAUCUUACUAAUUUUGUUCUGGUCUUUGACGAUGAUAGCCUUUGACGGCCACGUAUACUCCCUCAAGCUGAUCCCGAGCUCGGUGUUCGUGUCCUUCUCCCUCGCUUGUGCGACCGAGCUGCCAGCAGGGCUGUUGCUGACGUUGCUAUUGGAUCGUUGGGGUCGCCGAUUUUGCGGAUUUAUCACUCUGGCCAUGACUUGCCUCUUCAGCUUCGCCGAGUUGCUGUUGCAGUCGAUUGUAGGAAAAUUGACAAUGUCGGUGCUCUCGCGAUUUUGCCUGAAUAUGGCGGCCAAUGUGGGUCUACAAUAUGCCGCGGAAUUAUUACCGACGCCCAUCAGGACACAAGGAGUCUCGUUGAUCCACAUUUUUGGUAUAGUUGCUCAUUCCAUCGCGCCAUAUGUGGUGGACAGCGCGAAAAUUUGGGACGGUCUGCCGAUGAUGAUCAUCAGCGUCGUGUCUCUGUUAGCUGCUACGCUGAUAUUAUUUCUACCGGAGACGCUCGGACGUGAUCUCCCGCAAACUCUACGUCAGGGUGAGGAGUUUGGCAAGGAUCAAAGCUUCUGGGCGCUACCCUGUUGCAAGAGAUCGGACCGACAUCGACAUUAUCGUCCACGCGAGAUAUAGUUAUUUUUUUAAUUCUGUUUUAAUAUAUAAUUAUAAUAUUCUCGCUGCGAGAAUAUCAAGAAAUGUAAUAAUAAGUUUUUUAAUGCCGCUCUUCUUUUGUGUUCGACGUGUGAUAAUAUAACUAGUAUAUCUCCUUUUAUAUCGAUCAAUAAAAUUUCUAGACAAGAUAAAAAUAAUCUCAAUUCGAUGAGCGUUCUCUUUCAGAUUAAGGGAAUUGGAUAUUUAUAUUCUAUAACGAGCAGAAAUGAUAGCAAAUACGAGGAUAAAAUAAAAUGUCUUUUUAUUUUGCAUCA